CCUGGUUUGCUGAAGUCGCAUGUUUAAUGAAAGUCACCUUCUAUAAUGAAGGUGUUUUGAAGAGCAUUAGGUGGUGGGAAAACUCUUGCGUGGAGCCUGUAACGAAGGUAGCCAGAGGUUGGCCUCCAACAUUUGCAUCUCCAUCAUUCUUGACUAGCCUAGGAUGGACACCAACCAAGACGUCGCAGCCAUCGACAGACACAGAGCCCUCCAAAUAUGGAUUACUGAGAACCUAAAGAUGCUGCCACUGCCUGAAAGGGCUCAUGGGAAUUUCUUCGAGGAAUGCUGUUAUGUCAUCCUCCACGUCCCUCAGAGCCCAAAGGCUCCCCGGGGAGGGUCCGGCGACCUGCACUACUGGAUCGGCAAGGAGGCCAGCGCAGAGAGUCAGGGGGCUGCAGUCACCUUCCUGCAGCGUCUACGGGAGGCUCUAGGAGAUGGGACAGUGCUGCACCGAGAGUCUCAGGGCCAUGAGUCCGACUGCUUCCACAGCUAUUUCCGCCCCGGAGUCAUCUACAGGAAGGGAGGCCAAGCCUCUGCUCUCAAGCAUGUGGAGACCAACAUGUACAACGUCCAGCGACUGCUACACAUCAGGGGAAGGAAGCAUGUGUCUGCCACUGAGGUGGCCUUGUCCUGGAACAGCUUUAAUAAGGGGGGCAUCUUCCUGUUGGACCUGGGCAAGGUGCUGAUCCAAUGGAACGGACCUAAAACCUGCAUUUCUGAGAAAUCACGGGCGCUGACCCUGACUUGCAGCCUCAGGGAUAGGGAGCGUGGUGGCCGUGCCCAGAUUGGUGUGGUAGAUGAUGAGAAGAAAGCCACAGACCUCAUGCACAUCAUGGAGGCCGUGCUGGGCUGCAGGUCAGGCAGCCUGGGUGCUUCCGCGCCCAGCAGCGGUGUUAGUCAGCAGCAGAAGGCCAACGUCCGCCUCUACCAUGUCUGCGAGAAGGGAACAGACCUGGUGGUCCAGGAAUUGGCCACCCGACCACUGACCCAGGACCUCCUGCAAGAGGAAGGCUGCUAUCUCCUGGACCAGGGUGGCUUCAAGAUCUACAUGUGGCAGGGACGAAAGUCCAGCCCCCAGGACAAGAAGGCUGCAUUCAACAGGGCUGUGGGUUUCAUCCAGGCCAAAGGCUACCCAAACUACACCAAUGUGGAGGUGGUGAAUGAAGGUGCAGAGUCCACAGCCUUCCAGCAGCUGUUCCAGAUGUGGUCGGAGGAGCGAGAUGGGAAAAAACACAAAGGGAAGAAUAAGCUGAUGCAGGCAAAGCCGGACAUGGGCAAGCUGCACACCCAGCCUGAGCUAGCGGCCCAGCUCAGAAUGGUGGAUGACGGCUCUGGGAAGGUGGAGGUGUGGUGCAUCCAGGACUUACAAAGGCAGCCUGUGGACCCCAGGCACCAUGGACAGUUGUGCUCAGGAAACUGCUACCUUGCCCUCUACACCUACCAGAAACUUGGCCGUGUCCGGUACAUCUUGUACCUAUGGCAGGGCCACCAGACCACCAUAGAAGACACCAAGGCCCUGAACCUCAAUGCUGAGGAGUUGGACCUCAUGUACCAGGGAGCACUGGUGCAGGAACAUGUCACCAUGGGCAGAGAGCCCCCCCACUUCCUAGCCAUCUUCCAGGGGCAGCUGGUGGUCUUCCAGGGGUGUGCAGGCAACAGAGGAAAGGGACCGCCGACAUCCAGCCCAAGGCUGUUCCACGUGCAAGGGACCGACAGCCACAACACCAGAACCAUGGAGGUGCAAGCCCGUGCCUCCUCCCUCAUCUCCAGCGACAUCUUCUUUCUGGUCACAGCUGACGUCUGCUACCUCUGGUUUGGGAAGAGCUGCAGCGGGGACCAGCGUGAGAGGGCACGGGUGGUGGCCGCUGUCUUCCCAGGAAAUGACAUGGAAACGGUGCUGGAGGGUCAGGAGCCACCCCACUUCUGGGAAGCCCUCGGAGGCCGGGCUCCCUAUCCCAGCAACAAGAGGCUUCCAGAGGUCUCCGGCAUCCAGCCUCGACUGUUUGAGUGUUCCAGCCCCUCAGGCGGCCUGGUCCUCACGGAAGUGGUGUUCUUUGGCCAAGAGGACUUGGACAAGUAUGAUGUCAUGUUACUAGACACCUGUCAGGAGAUCUUCCUGUGGCUUGGGGAAGCUGCAGGUGGGUGGAAGGAAGCCUUGGCCUGGGGCCACGAGUACCUGAGGACUCAUCCAGCGGGAAGGAGCCUGGACACACCCAUCGCGCUGGUCAAGCAGGGCUAUGAGCCUGCCACCUUCACCGGGUGGUUUGCCAGCUGGGACCCCUACAAGUGGACGAACAACCAGUCUUAUGAGGAGGUGGUGGAGGGAAGCCUGCGACCAGGGGCCGCCAUCUCUGAGAUAACAGCAGUAAGUGCUGGGCAGUUACCCUGGCAGCCCCACAUAGUGGUCUGGGUUCACAUGGUCCAGAGGUGGAGGGGCCAGGGGUUCAGUGUGGUCUUUAGCGGAUGGCUGUCCUCCAUCUUCCAGACCACGAGUCUUCUCUCUGGACAGGAAGUACAUAACUUCCAGCUAACUCGACGGCCGAGUGAUAACAAGGCAGGUCCCUCGACCCUACCGGCCUCCAAGGGUUCCCAGGAUUGCCUGGAGAAAGAUCUGGAGCUGGGCCCCAGCGCUGAUGGCAAGGACCCCAGCAUAAGCAGAUCCACCGGCAGCUGCUGCAGCUCAGUGGCCAAUGGGAGCCUGCCCCGGGAGAGGCUGAUGCACCAGGCCGUGGAGGACCCGCCACAGGGUGUGGACCCUGCCCGCAAGGAGUUCUACCUCUCAGACUCUGACUUCCAAGACAUCUUUGGGAAAUCCAAGGAGGAGUUCUACAGCAUGGCCAAGUGGAAGCAGCAGCAAGAGAAAAAGAAGCUGGGCUUCUUCUGAGCUGGGGAACCCUGCUCGUCACCCCGAGUCUCCUCCUGGAAUACCCACCCCCCAAUAAAAGCCAGUGGUGUGUAA
Peromyscus maniculatus bairdii (prairie deer mouse) is the source of this 2959-nucleotide messenger RNA. The record is from RefSeq and is a predicted model, not a curated record. Lineage: Eukaryota; Metazoa; Chordata; Mammalia; Rodentia; Cricetidae.